CUAAACUCGAUUCACACCACACUGCUAGCUUAUGUCUCAGAGGCCCAACGUCCCUCACUCCUCCUCCAUAGCUUUCUCUCUCCAUUCCCAUCUCCUCGUCUCCAGUGAGAUGAACUCCACCUCCAACUGGUCUUAAAAAUUUCCCAAUCUCCCUAACCACCCCCAUUUUUGCUUCUUUAUCUCUAAAGAACCAUUCUUUCAUUCUUUCUCUAACUUACCCAAAACUCAAAGAUCUUCUUUUCCUGAUUCAAAUGGGUGUCAAGGGUUUCGUUGAGGGAGGCAUAGCUUCCAUCGUCGCCGGCUGCUCCACCCACCCUCUGGAUCUCAUCAAGGUCCGAAUGCAACUCCAGGGCGAAAAGGGCCUACCCGCCCCGGCCCAGCAGCCCAUUCACUCUCUCCGCCCCGCUUUCGCCUACCAUUCCCAUCACGGAUCCGCCGCCGCCAUCAUGGCUCCUCCGCCGCAUGUGGUGGCUGCUCCGCCGCGUGCGGGACCCAUCUCUGUUGGUGUCAAGAUCUUCCGGACGGAGGGAGUCAAGGCCUUGUUCUCCGGCGUCUCCGCCACCGUGCUCCGCCAGACUCUCUACUCCACCACCCGGAUGGGUCUUUAUGACAUUCUCAAGACCAAGUGGUCCGACCCGGAAUCCGGGAACCUUCCUCUGGGUCAGAAGCUUCUCGCCGGACUUGUCGCCGGCGGCGUCGGCGCCGCGGUGGGGAACCCGGCGGACGUGGCCAUGGUGAGGAUGCAGGCCGACGGGCGGCUCCCGGAGGCGCAGCGCCGGAACUACAAGAACGUGGUGGACGCCAUAUCGAGGAUGGCGAAGCAGGAAGGGGUGACGAGCCUGUGGCGCGGGUCGGGUCUGACGGUGAACCGGGCCAUGAUCGUGACGGCGUCGCAGCUGGCGUCGUACGACCAGAUCAAGGAGGCGAUUCUCGAGAGGCACGUGAUGGCCGACGGGCUCGGCACGCACGUGACGGCGAGUUUCGCGGCGGGGUUUGUGGCCUCGGUGGCGUCGAACCCGGUGGAUGUGAUCAAGACUAGGGUGAUGAACAUGAAGGUGGAGCCCGGGAGGGAGGCGCCGUACAAUGGGGCGUUGGAUUGUGCCGUGAAGACGGUGAGGGCGGAAGGACCCAUGGCCCUGUACAAGGGUUUCAUUCCUACCAUUUCAAGGCAGGGACCCUUCACUGUGGUGCUGUUUGUGACACUUGAACAGCUCAGGAAGGUUUUCAAGGACUUUUGAGUUAUUGUUUGAUGAUGAUGAUGAAAAAAAAGUUAUUAGUUACUAUUAUUGAUUAAUGAAUCUAUUGGCUAUUUGAUUUACCA
Fragaria vesca subsp. vesca is the source of this 1321-nucleotide messenger RNA. Its product is annotated as mitochondrial uncoupling protein 4-like. The coding region runs from base 252 to 1238 and encodes 328 amino acids. Gene Ontology annotation, biological process: succinate transmembrane transport; phosphate ion transmembrane transport; malate transmembrane transport. NCBI's taxonomy places the organism in Eukaryota, Viridiplantae, Streptophyta, Magnoliopsida, Rosales, Rosaceae. Gene Ontology annotation, molecular function: malate transmembrane transporter activity; thiosulfate transmembrane transporter activity; sulfate transmembrane transporter activity. The transcript has a single exon. The record is from RefSeq and is a predicted model, not a curated record.